UCCAUUUUAAUGAGAAAUGCAAAAUUUAAGGGGCAAGUUGUUAAGUAGGUUUUGACAAAGGUUUGCACCACAAAUUCAUCUUUGCAAACUAUCCCAAAAUUUGGGGCCAAUCUCAGUCCUCAAACCUUGCAAAACCAAGCAUGUAAAACCGUCUUUGAGCUGAAAAAAUCCGUUUCUUCCUAAAAAUAGUCAUGGAUUUUACCUUUAAAAUCCCCUUAGCACCUCAUUCUCCCUUUGACCUGCAAAAAAGAAUAAAGUAAAAACACCAACAAAAGCACAAAAUAAAAAUUUUCAUCACCAAAUAAAGGCAGGUCUCUCUGUGCGCUUAUUCUUCUCCAUCAUGGACAUGCAGAAGAUCUCUUGCGCCGUCAUUGUCGCUGCCGCCUCCAUGAGCGCAGUCAUGGCCUCCACUGACGCCCCAGCCGCUGCUCCAGGCCCAUCCACAGCCUCCAGCGCUGUAUCCUCAACUUUGCCUGUUCUUGGCUCCUUGGUUGGGGCCUCCCUCGUUUCUUUCUUUGCUUACUACCUGCAGUAAGCCAAUAAAUUUAUGAAAAAAAUAUGUAUUGAAGAAGAAAAUGAAGAAUUAUUAAUGUAAACUAAUUAGUAGGCUCAAAUUUGAUUACUUGGGUUCAACUAAUUGAAGAUUAUUUUCUUCACUUCAUUUGUUUAUGACAAUUUGAGUUUCUUAAUAAUUUGCAAUAAAAAGUUACUUGUAUGUAGUAUAUUUCUGAAACUUGAGCGAAUUCCAUGUAGGUUGGACGUAAAAGAAAAUCAUGUCAUUCAUAGUUUCCCUGGACUAGUCUGGAAUUUGACCAGUUGCUUUAAUCAUAUUAAAACCUGAAGCCAUUUUUAUGAGAUGGAAAGAAAUUCAAAACAAUGAACUUGUCACUGCAUAUUGGAAUGGUUUGAG
Durio zibethinus is the source of this 910-nucleotide messenger RNA. NCBI's taxonomy places the organism in Eukaryota, Viridiplantae, Streptophyta, Magnoliopsida, Malvales, Malvaceae. The record is from RefSeq and is a predicted model, not a curated record.